Molecule: messenger RNA, 2289 nt
Organism: Phaeodactylum tricornutum CCAP 1055/1
Lineage: Eukaryota; Bacillariophyta; Bacillariophyceae; Surirellales; Neidiaceae
Gene: myoB1
Exons: 3
Biological process (GO): actin filament organization; vesicle transport along actin filament
Cellular component (GO): actin cytoskeleton; cytoplasm; myosin complex
Molecular function (GO): actin filament binding; microfilament motor activity; ATP binding
Source: RefSeq, a predicted model, not a curated record
CAUAAAAUCAAGGACAGUUCGUGUUUGACUUCCUUACAGGCACCGGACGAUUACAUCGGCAUGGAUGAUGUCUUGCAUCUGCCACAAAUUACCGAAGCCAGCUUACUGCACACGCUGCGUUUACGCUACCGACGGGACGAUAUUUACACGCUCGCCGGACCAAUUCUCAUCUCGAUUAAUCCUUAUCAGAGUGUCUGUCUACCGGGUGGCGAAUCGAUCUAUUCCGAAGAGCAAAUGCUCGUUUACCGCUCGUCGACCUUGGCAGUGGAUGACAAGACGCCGCACUUGUUCCAGAUUGCCGAUCGGGCCUAUACCGCCCUCAUGGAUUCGCCUCCCGGAAUGGUUCGUAAUCAGUCCAUUAUUAUUAGUGGAGAAAGCGGCGCCGGCAAAACGGAAGCAACCAAAAUCAUCAUGAAGUAUUUGGCGCGGAUCACACGCAAAUCGGAAAAGCCUUCGGCCACGGAAGGAACCGCUUUGCUCAGUCCUAACGGCAAACGCAUUGCCGCACUAGAAGAUAGAGUUCUGUCUUCAAAUCCGUUGCUCGAAACGUUCGGAAACGCCCAAACUCUACGGAACGACAAUUCUUCACGUUUCGGUAAAUUCAUUCACAUUUACUUUGAUACGAUUAAGGGAGGUAUUACCGGAGCAUCCAUUUCGAAUUAUUUGUUGGAAAAGACGCGCAUCACGACGCAGGUAGACGGCGAGCGCAAUUAUCACAUUUUCUACCAACUAUUGUCCGGGGUAGACUCGACCCUGAUGGAGGACCUAGGACUCCAAGAGGGGGUGCAAGGAUUUGCGUACCUCGGAAAUCGCAGCGCCGAAAAGUCCGAAGCAGAUGCGGAAGCUUUUCGAGAGACAAUUGUAUGUUUGGAACGUAUCGGCCUAGACACGGAAGACCAAAGGGCAGUUUUCGGAAUGACGGCGGCAGUUUUGCAUUUGGGAAAUAUCCAGUUCGAAGCGACGGACCAGGAAGAAAACUGUGAAGCCAUCAUUUCGGCGGCUACAUUGCCGUCGCUGCGGAAAGCCUGCGAGCUUUUGGGCCUUGAUGAAGCCAAAUUGUCGGAGGCGAUAUUGACCAAAGUUUUGGUAGUUAACGGCAAGACAAUAAAGAAGCCUCAGAAUGUGGCGUUGGCCGAGGACAAGCGCGAUGCUCUUGCCAAAAUGACCUACUCUUGUUUGUUCUUGUGGCUCGUUCAGUGCAUCAAUGAAACACUCCAGCAGAAGUCUACCAGUAAGGCAUUUAAUUCCGAUAAGCUCGGAUUUAUUGGUGUCCUUGAUAUCUAUGGCUUCGAAUGCUUCGAACAAAACGGCCUUGAACAGUUGUUGAUCAAUUACUGUAAUGAAAAGCUUCAGCGUCACUUCAACCGACACUUGUUUGAAGUGGAGCAAGAGUUAUACGCCAACGAGGGCGUAGAUUGGUCGUACAUUACCUUCAACGACAAUCGUCCUUGCUUGGAAUUGAUUGAGGGUGGUAGCGGUAUUGUUGGUAUUCUCAACACAUUGGAUGAUGCCUGGGGGGGAAUGGGAACCGCUUCUGAAAAAGACGGCAAAUUCGUGACCCAUCUACACAAACUGUUUGGGACGGGUUCCGGUGACAGUAAAAAGGGCGAUACAGAAAGUGGUCACCCAAACUUUGUUACACCAAAGUUUGGCAAUGACCGUCAAUUCAUUGUUCUACACUAUGCCGGAGAGGUUCGCUAUACUGCUGAAGGAUUUGUCGAAAAGAAUAUGGAAACCAUGAGUAACGAAAUUCGCGAACUCGGCGAGCAGUCUUCUUUGGAUCUUUCCCAGAAAGUUUAUUCGUGUGGACAGUCGGACAUAAGCGGGAAAGACCCUCUCAGGUCUUCAAUUCGAGGAAUUAGCGUGGGAUCUCAGUUUCGCUCGUCACUUCAAAGCUUAGUGACUGAUUUAGAUCGCACCCAACCGCACUAUAUUCGCUGCAUCAAACCGAAUCUUUCCAAAGCGCCCGGAAGUUUCCUUGCCGGAGAGGUUCUAAAGCAGUUACGCUAUUCUGGAAUGAUGGAGGCAAUUCGCAUUCGACGGGAAGGCUACGCACUUCGCGAAGAGCACGAAAGUUUCUUCAGUCGAUUCAGUGUCCUACUGAACCAGGACGAGGUCGAUACCGAUGAGACUGGUAUCGAGCAGCUCGUAAAGGUUUUGUCGAAGAGACUCAACGUCACCGAAGCUGACUGGCAAAUCGGCCAUUCCAAGAUCUUCCUCCGCCGAGAGCUUUCAGACAAACUUGAACGUCUUGCGAAGCUGCGAGUACAUGCCGCAGCUCGCACUCUC